Molecule: messenger RNA, 3342 nt
Organism: Botrytis fragariae
Lineage: Eukaryota; Fungi; Ascomycota; Leotiomycetes; Helotiales; Sclerotiniaceae
Product: putative piwi-domain-containing protein
Exons: 7
Coding region: 1-3342 (1113 amino acids)
Molecular function (GO): protein binding; nucleic acid binding
Source: RefSeq, a predicted model, not a curated record
AUGCAGCUGUACGUACGAAAUUGUGCCCUGUGCAAAGCCGGAAAAUCAGAACAUCGAAGAACUGAACAUUGUUCGUUGGAUCCCGACAUUAAUCCCUACCGGAGAUUUGACGCGGAGCGACAAUGUGACUUCUGCACAAAAGAUCACGAGCCUCAUCAGUGCAAGGAAUCUAAGGCAAAUGCGUGUAGUAAUUGUGGUCAUGGAUGGCAUGACAAGCGUGAGUGUAUGUUAGAUCAGAGUUUUGACUCUCAUCUCGAGCAGUUCACUCUCCCUAAAUACAGAGCUGCAAGUCAGGUUCAAAAAGCUCGACCGGAGAUUCGGAGGGAAGAGUGUAGAGAGAAGUACGAUCAAAAGUUCAAGAAAGGACGCUACGCGCAGUCCUCGCCGUCUAUGACAUUGAUAUCUACUCCCUCGAAAUCCGGCCCAUCUGAGAUUGAAACUUCGGCAUCCCGUUCUACGAAAUCUAAUCCUCCAGUACCUAGCCUCUCAGCACCUAGUCCCGCAGCACCUGGCUCGUUCAUUAAUUUGUCUGAACUCAAUAAGAGUUUGCCAAGCCAGCCAAGUCAAUCAUGUCAGACAAGUCAGGCCUCAGGUCGACCCCAGAGUCAAACACAAAGUCAACAGUCUGCAGAUGAAGGAGCUGCAGAUCAAAGCGAAGAGAAGACAGACGCGGAGAUAAGGAAGGAAAAUUGUGAGAAGUGGACAGAGGCAAGUCUUCGCCUGGCCGGAUAUCCUCCUGAUAAUCAACUCCCAGCUUCUGGUAACAGCAAAAUUCGGGCGAACUUUCUUGAAGUUAGAAUCACGAACCCUACCAUUGACCUUCGAAGGUAUCGCGUAGAAUUCGGAAACAUGCCAAACCGUGACCGUGAUGGCAAUAUCACAUCUAGGUCCAUCGUCAAAUCUGACUUGAAGAGAGCUAUGAUCAACCAAAUGUUGGUUGCAAAUCCUCCAGCUGCAGUUUAUGCCACUGAUUUCUUUUGCUACAUAAUCUCGGUUGGAAGACUUUACCCUGAUUGUGGCGAUGCUCUAGGCAAUACUAUCACCAAAAGUCACCUGCUCACCCCUGCGGGCCCAGCUUUAGCUCCGUUAUCCAUGUCAACAAGUCUUGUCUACGAACAUAAUGUCAACCUUGCCGAGUUAAGGCGUUUCGUAAACAGGGCUCCUGGAAGAGACCCGAACUAUCACCCUGGCGAAGAUCUCAAGUCUUUGAACAUUGUAUCUUGGCAGAUGAUAUUUCCGGAUACCUUUCAAGGGGGUCGAUUGGGAAACAAGUUCUACCCUGAAAAUGCGCCAUUCUCUACGGUUAGGGUUCUACCACCGAAUAAUCACCAAAACGGCCCAAAACCGCUCUGGGACCUCUGCGACGGAUUCUUCAGCUCCAUGCGCCCUGGGGAUGGUAAAUUGCUUCUCAAUUUGAACUGCACAACGUCGGCAUUUUUUCAUCAGUGUCUGCUUGAGAAGUGGAUCUCGACUAAGUUCGGAACGCCGUUGCCACUAUCUACAAAUGUGAUUAGAGAGCUGAGAGGUGUUAAAAAAUGGACUGUUACUGGUAUCGAUGCUCAACCGGUCGGCGUGAAAACCUUUACCGACGACAAUGGACGACCUAUCACUGUUUGGCAGCAUAUGACGAAUACAUAUCCUGGGCACCAGCAAGGUUGUAGUCCAGAGGCUUGGUGUGUCAAUGUAGGAAGUAUCGUGCUAGGGCAGAGACAAAUAUGGUACCCAGCAGAUAUGCUAAAAAUUUGCUGGUGGCAGCCCGCUGGAAAGAAGGCCGGGAUAGAAAUCACCCAACAAAUGCUGCGUCUGGCAACCAAGACACCUCUAGUUAAUCAGGCAAGUCUUAAAAACACUGCUAUACCUCUCCUGGCCUACUACCAUCACCUGAUCAUUACCAUAGUCCGACAACUGGCUCCCCCUCAGCUGAAGUUCCGUAGUGAAAAUCCUGUGAGAACUGCUCCGAACAAUCCAGCAAGUUGGACUCUCAACGAUGUUGCAAAUGGUCGAGGCUUUGCUGUAAUCGGCAACCCCUAUCGUGUUCUCUAUUUGAUCUAUAUUGAUACAAAGCAUCGAAAUCAGGCACGCGAGACAAGAGCGACGGAUUUUGCUCGCGUCUUAUGCGCGGAUCUGCACCGCUACGGGUUUUCCACAGGAAAUAAUGCAAGCUUCAUGGAGAGUGUUCCGAUGUCAGCAAUCGCAAAUCCUACUGUGAGGCGCACAGCUUUCAGUGCUACUUUGGAUGGUGCAGUUGCUAGAUUGAAGCAACGGGGUGGAGGGGUCGAUCCUCCGCUUGUCGUUGUUCUCUUGCCCAAUGCCAAGAAGGGUGGCGCCGACCUGUACUCAGAUGUCAAAUGGUGGGGCGAUUGUAUCAGUGGAAUUCCCACUGUUUGUGUUAGCACAGAUGGUGUUGAUAGAGGUGCUAGACCUGAUUUGGGAUUAAUGGCAAACAUUGCUCUUAAGAUCAACUUUAAGCUAGGAGGAAUAAAUCAUAGAAUAGCAAAUAUACCGCUACGAGACCGAACGAUGAUCAUGGGUGCUGACGUAACGCAUGUUGGGAAGGGUCAAGACGACGCAUGUCCAUCUCAAGCUGGUGUUGUUGCUACCCGCGAUAGCAAUUAUGUGCAUUAUCUCGCUUCAGCACGUCUGCAGCCCCAUAAUACCGAGUUCAUCGAAGACCUCCAAGGUAUGGUCGAGGAGCGUCUAGAGGCUUAUCAUCAGUACAAUGGCUAUCUUCCUGCCCACAUUCUCUUUUACCGUGAUGGCGUUGGUGAAGCCCAAUACGGUAUGGUACUCGAAGAAGAACUUCCACAAGUUCGUGCAGCGUGUGCGAGUUUAGUCGCAAAAUAUGGAGAGGUUUCCCCCUUGAUCACACUACUGGUGGUAGGAAAGCGGCAUCAUGCAAGAUUCUUCCCGGACAAUAAUAAGCAGCCGAGUCGAAAUCUUCCCUCCGGUACGGUAGUGGACAGGGGCGUUGUCGAUCCCAAUCGCACAAACUUCUACCUACAGAGCCAUGAUAGCGCACUAGGAACUGCGAGGACAGGUCACUAUGUGUUGAUUGUUGACGAGAUCGGAUAUGGGCUUGGACAAUUGGAAACGAUCACAAACCUUAUCUGCUUUACGGGAUCUCGCGCUACGAAAGGUCUCUCGAUCUGCACACCAGCAAAAUAUGCAGAUAUCCUGUGCACUCGCCUCCGCUGUUACAUGCAUCCUGCUUUGCACAGAGAAAUGGAGACUACCCUAACUAAUGCGACGGUCACUCAGUAUCGACAGAACUCCACAAUCUGGAACAGUGCUGCUGGAAAUCCAUGGCAUCAUAAUAUCAAUAAUAUAAUGUUUUAUCUUUGA